Molecule: messenger RNA, 817 nt
Organism: Prunus mume (Japanese apricot)
Lineage: Eukaryota; Viridiplantae; Streptophyta; Magnoliopsida; Rosales; Rosaceae
Source: RefSeq, a predicted model, not a curated record
UCCGUCAAACUCUAUGCUCAUAAGUUCCCAACAGUAACCGUCACUUUUCCUCCAUUCCCCCAUAAGCCCCUCCCCUCUUCCCCCAAUUAAUAAAUUAACCAAACGGCUAUAUUCCGUUCUCUCUAUUUCUGAGUCUCUCGAAAAACCCAACACCAAUUUCACCUUGUACUUAACUCUACCCUCAGCUGCUCUCUCUCUCUCUCUCUCUCCCCCAAAAUGCACAAAGGCUUAGCUUUCUGCCUCCUCCUCUCACUCUUCCUCUGCAACUUGACACCGCCCUCCAUGGCCAAGAACAGCGUCGUUACCAUUGAGCUGUGAUGUGUGGCGAAGAACAACGCCAAGGACGCCCAGCUGCAGUCGGCGCUGGACUGGGCCUGCAGAGCCUGUGGGACCGACUGCAGCCCAAUCCUGCAAGGUGGGCCCUACUACGACCCCACCGACAUCCAAAACACCGCCUCCUACGCCUUCAACGACUACUUUCUAAAACACGGCAUGACCGACGAAAGCUGCAACUUUGAUAACACUGCCGCUCUCACUUCUUUGAACCCCAGUUAUAAUAAGUGCAAAUUCCCAUCCAGCUUGUCAUCGAGCAAUGCAAGCCUUUCAAGUCCAUCAACAGCGUAUGGAAUGGGGUCCAGUGAAGAUCUCAACGGCAACAAUCAGAUUUCUCAGCUAUGGAUUUGGCAUCUCAUGACCAGUCUUCUGCUCAUUGCAUUUUCAUGGGUAAUGGGUUAGCUUAAGCUUUGUCCCUUCGUUGUUUUUUUUUUUUUUUUUUUUUUUUUUUUUUUUUUUUUUGUUACGUGACAAUUUUACACCU